GAGGGGCGAGUGGUUCGCUCGGUGGGAGAAACAGGAGACCCGGGCAGUGCAAGCCGGGCAGCCUGCCCGACGAUAUCGUCGCUCUCGAUAUCGCGGUGAUUCUACUUUUUUUUCCCCCUUUCCCCCAUCCUCCGCCAAGAGCCGGACUUGUUACGCCGCGAGUUUUCCUUUUCGCGUUCUAAUAACGCGGGCAUGCGCACCGUCUCUUUUUCCAGCCACCGAGAAACGCGUAUAUACAAGGCACAUCUUGUACCUUGGAAUUGAUAUACACACUUGUAUAUAGAGACACGUAUAUACAUAUAUAUAUAUGUAUAUAUAUAUAUUUAUAUACAUGUACGUUAUACAGUGUACAUACGCGUAGCAGGUACGAAGUAGGAUACGGAGUAGGACGAACGUGUGUUUCCGCGCGCACCGAUAAGGAGACAGUCGAGAGACAGAGAGCAAAAGACACGCACGUUAGAUCGCUAGUUACUCGGCCACGUACACGUUCGUGGAAUAUAACACGGAAGCACGUGUAUCCAUCUGGAGGGGCAGCUGAAAGAACGCACGCACUUCCCCGCUUCGGAAGUUUCCGCAGCUUUCAAGUAACAGAUAACUUGAGAAGGGAAACGUAAGCGCGAUGAUACGCUCCGGCGUGAAGGGAAUCCAGGUUGACGGGAAUGCGUUUCUGGGAAAAGGGUGAGCCGAGCGGCUCCACGUUCUACCCUUCAUUUUUGUUGGAACGGCCUUGUUUUCGGCGCGUCGCCAAUUUAUCGUGAAACACAGAGGCGAGGAGACCACGGGAGCGGACAAGAAAUCGGGCCAACAACUUUAUAUGCCGGUAACCGGAGCCGGAAACCAGAACGCAGAAGGAAGGCGCAACAGGGAGCUAAGAGCACUUCCGUUACUCCCAACCGAGGUCAGGUUACCGCACUUUUGCCAGGAUGUUGCCUGCCAACGUGGUAUCCUUCGUCAAAAAGAUGGUGACGACGCAGCCAGAUUCGGGAACAACCGGAUCGGUUACGCCGGACGAAGGCGGCACCACGUUCAGCAAAUGGAGGCAAUUGGGAAGCGGCGUGAUACGGGACGUGACGAAAUUCGGUCCCGCCAAAGUGACGCCGGUCGAGGAGACUCAACCUAAAGAAGAAACGACCACGGAAUCAACGAAAACCAAGUCGAAAACCGGGGACGAUUGCAGAGUGUGCCGGAAGUCGUUCGCCCCCGAAGAAGCCUCGAGGAUCUGCUGCGAGUGUCAACACAAAGUUUGCGAGGACUGUGCUUGCUACUCGACCACAACGAAUUCCGACGAUCCGUCGUCUUGGAGGUGCAGCGUGUGCCGGCGGAAGCUCGCGUCCCGGGACCAACCGAUCGUGACGCAGGAAUCGACCGAUUCGUUGCUCGAGGUUCCGGUCCUCGAGGCUCUCCAAAGGAGGCACAGCGACGCAAGGCUCGGCUGCCAGAGCGGAAGCCAAAUCGGCGGCCUCGGCUCCGGAUUGGCGCCCCCGAGAAGCCCCGAACUCAGAAGGCACUCGGACGUGUCGCCGGCCAGUUUGAAGGAGCUCGAGAAGUUUCGAAAGGUUGCAGGGGAACGCCGCGAGGAGCUGAGAUGGGAGCUGGAUAGGAGCAUCAGGUCCAGGGCGACCUCGCCGGAUCGUCACCAGGUCGAUAAGGGAAGGGCCACCAGCCCCCAGAGAGUUUCCGUCGUCCCCUCCUCCGUCGCUGGAGAGCCACCGGAUGUACCGUUGGACGGGGACGAGGAGGACGAGCGUCGGAGGCACGUGAGGCGGGGCGGGACGGUUCGCAAGUCUCGCAUGACGAGGCAAAGAUCGUACGACGACGAAAUGAAGAACGUGGCGGCAAUGUCGGGAGGUGGAGCGCAGCACGCGCAUCCGGAGCCGGGCCUGGGGCUUCCUGUGCAGCUGCCCAGGCGGGCAUCGGCCUACGACGUGUACGCGACGCCAGGAGCGGCCGGCCUCAACGCCAUGGCCAUCGCGGCUGCCCAGCAAAGAGCAUCGAUCUCCGCGCAGGGAGGCAGGAAACCUCCGGAAGAAAGGCCGGCCACCCGCAGAUUGUCGUUCCGAGUGGUGAAGCCGUACGAAGUCGGAGCCGAGGACGAAAGUAUGAUGAAUUUGGAGGCGUCCACCGUGCCGGUCGUUUCGCCAAAGGUCGUUCCUCCGCCUGUUUUGGGCCCCGACGAGGAACGCCGCACCAGACGAAGGGGCUCUCAACUGCCGGAUAUAAACGCCAUAAAGGGAUUGGCAUCCUCGGCCUCCUCGGCCGCGACGAAAGUCGCCCCUCCGUCGGCUGUGAACAGGGUCGCAGCCGAGGAUCGUGAAUUGGCGCGGCAAGGAAGCCUCGUCGACGGGGAAAGUAUCAAGAUCGUUAUCCAUCACGCGGACAAUGACAUGACGCCCUGGGUGAACGCGAAAAGGAGGAUAAAACUGAGAAGAGAUCCGAGUUUGGACAAAGGGCAUAGAACCGCUGGUUUCGGUCUAAGGGUGGUCGGUGGUAAAACAGGGACCGAUGGACGCACGUUUGCAUACGUGAUGUGGACCCUGCCGGAUGGACCAGCCGCAAAAGUUGGUAUACAACGAGGCGACAAGGUGUUAGAGUGGAAUGGAGUGUCUCUGGUGGAUCGAAGCUUCGAGGAAGUGGUUCAAAUAACGGAGCGGAACGACGAUGUGGUCGAUCUGGUGGUCGAGCACGUUGCCGACACCGGGGACCUGCCGGAGGAUUUAGCCGCGGUACCAUCUGGAAAAGUGCCGGGGAAUCUGGGACUGCUGAUGGAGGGGGAAACGGAUAAAACGCCUUCAUCACCGACGCGCAGGAAACUGCCAAAGACGCCGGAGCAGAUAGCGAAAGAGAAGCAGGUGACGGGCAGGAUACAGAUACAAGUCUCGUACGAGGCGGAUCGCAAGGAGCUGAUCGUCUCAGUUUUCAUGGCGGACGACUUGUGCGCAAGGGAGGACACCGGAUACGGCACGUUACCGGAGGCGUAUGCCAAAUUGGCCCUGGUUCCGAUCGGCGCCGAUCAAAUUACAUUGAAAACGGUGGUCGCGGAGCCAAGUCAAAAGCCAAUUUGGAAUGCAACGUUGCUUUUCUCCGGGGUUGACGGGGAGAGCUUAAUGAAGCGGGCAAUCGAGGUGACCCUGUGGGAUUUCUGCCCCGACGGCGAUAACGUUUUUCUCGGCGAGUGCACCGUCGAUUUGGAACGGGCCCUCGAAAACGACAGGGCAGUUUGGUAUCGACUGGAGGACCCCCGUGGGCUUCGCGCGAGCAAAUCGCCCUACUGUUCCCCCCGAGGCUCGCUCUCCAUGGAAAUUGCCCAAAGGUUACUGCGAAAGACGGAGCUGCGCGAAAGAAGUUACAGCGACGACACGCAAAGCGACAGCGGAAGUCCGGAGCUCUGUUUUCUCCACCCGGAUCACGCUUGGCACGCGAAUUCGAGAAGAGGCUCCAGCCAAUCCGAGCAGCUAGAAGUCGAACCGUACGAGCUUAACAGGGAUUACAGUAGAUCCUUGCCGGGCAGCCGAAGGAGCAGUUUCCAGAGCCAAGGUGGCACGGACAGUAAACGCGGAAGUAUGGGGGAGACGGAGAUGCCGACGAUACACUUCAACCGUGAUCGGCGACGGAGCUCGUUCACCAGGCCGAUGAGGGACCCGGAGGAGAUUCUCGAGGGUCUACGAUCGUUGAAAGCGGCCAAGAGGGAGCUUGGCAGGACGAUGAGUCUCUCGGGAGACAAAAGGCGCGAGAGCCGGCGGGGUGAGCGCAAAGACAGCGUCAUGAAUAUUCCGGAGAGGUUUUACGAUCGCAACAGUGAAUCGGACGAGGAAGAAAAGUGGAGUCAGCCAACGAGAAAUGAAAAUGGCGUUAACGCGAAGCUGGGUCGCGGACAGGUGCCACCAAAGGGAUUCAAGAUAACAGCUGGAGGUCAAAGCGGCGAGGUGAAACUGGGUCUCUGCCUGAGCAAAGGAACGCUUGAAGUCGAAGUUAUAUGCGCUCGAGACAUUUGUCCCGGUGAAAAAGAAGAGCCAGACACAUACGUGAAAACGUAUCUCCGAGACGGCGACAGAUGGCUGCAGAAGCGGAAAACGCGGGUGGUGCGCCACUCGAGGAACCCGCAAUAUCGUCAGACCAUCAAGUACAGCAGCUGCGACGCGCUUGGGAGGAAUCUACUGGUGAUGCUGUGGGAGAAGAAGCAGGCGUUCGAAAGCAACCAAGGUUUAGGCGGGGCCGAGGUGAGCCUCGACCUUCUUCCACUGGCACAGCUGACCGUCGAUUGGUAUCCCCUGUUCCCGAUUCACACCCUCGGCACCCAUACCGCGGACUCCCCAUGAUGGCUGAGGGAAAAAUGGGCCCUCGAGGCGGGGGAACUCGAUCUAAGGCUGAGCCUCCUUCUCAAAGACGAGAACGAGUCUGUCGUGAAAAUUAUCUCCUGAUCGAGUCAAUCCUCUCCGCUUUCGAUCUUUCCACCCUUCCGUUUCCCCCUUCCUUCCUCCCUCCAUUUCCGUUGUCGUUCCACGAAAUAUAUUCUCCUCUUUCUCCUCGCCAAUUUUAUCUUAGAAUCGAUCGAUCGAAGAUGCAAUCCAUGAAAGUAUAAUUUGACGAUCUAAUUCGGAUUCCACGAAACGAUAAAUAUUUUCUGUUUACUUACGAAUCUCACGAGAUCCAAAUUCGACUUCGAUGGAUGAUGAUUCGUCAUUCAUCAGUAGAGUCGAAAUUUUUCCCCUCCCCCGAUUUUAACCCGCAACUUUUUUAGCGCGGUUGAUUUUUAAACGAGUCUUCUAUACGUGGAAAAGAAAAAAAAAAAAUCGAGGAGCAAAUCGAUAUCCAAUAUCGAACUCUCCAGAGACCAGCAAUUUUUCACCUUCCCUGAAUUCGUUCCCGAAUAUCCUCCAAGGUUCUAGCAAUAAGAGCGUACCUGCGUGCACAGAUCUAUCUUCGAAGAAGAAGAAUCUAUUCGAAGCGAGCAAGAAAUUACGAAAGAGUGAGAAAAGAGAAAGAGAGAUUUUAUUUUUUCCAUGAAUUAUUAAAAGCAUGGAGGCAAAAGAGGGAGGGAGAGGAACGAAGAUGCCACGUCUUGAACAGACGACGAGGGUCCAUUUUUCUCAUUAAUUAAGGAACGACAGUGUCGAACGAGAGACGAUCGACAUCUGUCACGGAAAACGCGCGUGCUCUGCUGGUUGAUCCAGACUUGCGAUUCGAUCGGGUCUCGUGGAUAACGUGCGAACCGAUUUGCAUACGGUGAAAUAAAAAAAAAAUAUAAUAUACACGCGCGCGUGUUUCCAUCACGCGAACAUGCGAACACGCGGUUAGCUACCUUUUUUUUUUUUCUUCUUCUCGUCGAGGAACCGUCUCGAUACGUCCAUCCUCCCCUCGAAAUAAUAAUUGACGAUUACGUGAUUCGCGAAAGGAAGGAAGAAAAAAAAAAGAAAGAAAGAAGAGGGAGAAGAGGAGAUCGAGACGAUUGCUCGAACGAAUCGGACGAAUUAUUCAACGGUUCAGACAAUCGUUUUAAUCGGCUCGCUGGUCGAGCCGAGCACGAAGAGAGCGAUCGGUAAAUGGAAUUACCGGGACAAAAAAACUUUACGGGCGACAUGAAUGGCAGUUCAGCAAAAGAGAAAGAGAGAGGGGAAAAAAAGGAAAAAAAAGAAAAAAACGAAAAAAGAGAGAAAACAAAAAAAAGAAAAAAAACAUAACAUAAACAACUUUGGUGUUUAGAAGUACACGCAAUUUUUGUAGCUCGUAGACUGACAACAAACAAGAGAUUCCUUUACACUCGCAAAUUUAAAUCAAUCGUAAUCAACAAUCGUAUCCGGAACGAAGGAGAAGAAAAACGAUCGGGAGGGCCGUUCGAGAAAAAAAAAAAAAAUUUUCGUCACUUUCCAGUUCGUGCUCCAUCCCAGAGGAAUGUGGACGUACGUCGAUAUCCCGUAAAAUUAUCCAAUUACAGACUCGUGGAAAAUUUGAGAUUCGAUUGAUAUCGAUCGAUAAUACGGAUAGCGGCCCUCCUCGACGUUAAACGACGCUCGAACGUUUCGUUCUUUCGCUCGUGCAAUCGCGAACAAUCGCGUAUUGAUUGAAAACAAUUCGUGAUACGAUUCGUGAUCUCAAGGCUGAAAUCUCUAGAGAGAUGUCUACGUCGUUUGGAGGGGAAAAAUUGGAAAAGGCGAAAGGAUCGAAACGCGAGGCGACAAAGUAUGGACGAGAAAAUUCGUCCAAAAGUAUUGCGCUUACCCCGCCCGAGUUAGAGCAGAACAGAAAAAUUAUACUUAUAUAUAUAUAAAUAUAAAUAUAUACAUAUAUAUAUACACACAUAUACAUACAUAUAUCAAAUAUAAACGAUUCGAUACAUACGUAUGGGAAAAAAAAAAAUGACGCGCGUGACGAAAGCAUUAUAAAGUUGCGUUCGCGGUACGAGAUAAUCUUUACGAGAUAAUUCUAGCACGAAGUAAUCAAACCUAAAAAAAAAAAAAAAAAAAAAGAAGAAAAAAAAACGUGUAUCGAUGGUUAAUAAUAGAAAUCGACGAUUUCGCUUCGACCAAGCCCCGAAAACAAACGGAUCUAACCUUUAUCGUUGAAAACGAUACGUUUAAUAAUAAUAAUAAUAAAAAGAUCGAAUCUCGAAAAUUAUUACAUUCCGUUUUCAAAGAAACGAUUUAACUUUUCGAACGUUUCUUUGAAACUUUACGUUUUUUUUAUCGCGCUGUCCGAACUUUAGAGAUAAGAUAUUUAUCGUUUUAUAUUAUUUUUCCUGGGAAAAUAUUUUCGAAUUAUUCCGGAGUUUUUUUUUUUUUUUUAAUUCGUUCGAGUAAAACUUUCAACGCAGCAAUAAAGAGAAAAGUAAGACGGACCAUUCGACAAACAUUGCGCGCGAUAAAGGUUAGAGGAAUCCGUUUACCAGAUUACCAAGAAGGUGUCAUUAUUGUCUUGGACGAUGACCUUCUCCCAGCGAUAAAUAGAGAAUCGUAUCGUACGAAGAGGGAAAAGCAAAACGGAUCAUCUGUUGGUCCAACUUGGCUAUCCGAUUUCUAUCGAUCGCUUCCGAAAUUCUUCGAUUCUUUCCCAUCUCGAAAAAUCUAUCUCGAAAACACUACCGUUUUAACCAACCGAUUUUCGUCUCGAGAACUCGACUUGUAACGUCUUUCAACGACUUGAUCGUCGUUUCUUUUGCAAAAAAAAAAAAAAAAAAAAAGGAAAAAAAAAAAGAACGUAAGCGAGGCAACGAACGAACGAAUUCGAAGAAGAAAGGGAAAGACACGAGCAGAUUGUAAGACGACGAAAAAAAUAAUCUGAUCGGCCUACAAACAUAUCCUAAACCUGUUUCUUUAAGGGUGCAUCAGGCACGAGGACACUUUCGACGAUACUCUUGUCUCCUCGAACAUGUCCUCGUCCGAUGUUUCAAUCGCACGGACAAUCCUUGUUGUGAACGAAUGCAAUCAUCUGUAAACCUGUAGACGAAAGGUUUCCUUCCUUUCUAAAAACGGCUAAGCACACACACACACACACACGCGCGUUUUCUACUGUUAUCUCGACGCGAAUCUCUCGCGUCAAUUACCGACCGCCGGUAAUCGUAUCGGUUAUCGCGUUGUCACGCUCUUUUCUUUAUUAUUAUUUCUUUUUCUUCGUGGCAACGCUUGCGCUCGUCGGUAGUCGUAAUACGAAUCUCUUCUCGAGGAGAGAUGAAAAAUUCGAAAAAUUUUGGGAAAAAUUUGGGAAGGGAAACACGAUAUAUAAAUAUCUUUUUUUUAAUCCUCUGAAAGCUUCGAAACUCUCGUAGGAAUUAUGGACAGAGGCUACGCGGAACGACCUCGUUCCAUUCCGUCUCGUUUCAUUUCGUUUCUUUCUAAACCCAGCUAUUCUCUCGUCGAGGAACUCGCGAUAAUUAUUUCAACCUCUCGAAAACGACGAAACCGAGAAUUGUAAACGGGGAGGAGAAGGGAACCGCUUCUCUCUCUCUCUCUCCGUCGUACACCGUCGUCACUUUUUUCUACGAGAAAAACAAAAACAAGAGUUCAGCCUUCCGAUGUCGAGUACGAAUCGAGUCUGCCUAACUUUGUGACUAUACUAUAAUCGCCUACAUGCAUAAAUACUAUAUAUAUACACUCACAUAUAACAUAGGUAUUUGAAUAUAAAAUAAAUCUAUAUAUAUAUAUAUAUAUAUAUAUACAUAUUAUAUAUAUACAUACAUAUGAGGAUAAGAAUGCAUAUAUAUAUAUAUCGUAUGCCGUAUCGAAAUUGACAAUCGAGAUCAUUGAUCCAACUGUGUGCGCGUACUACGAGUACUACUUUCAGCGGAUAUCCCCCGUAAUUGUAAAUUAUGAUGACGGUCACGUGUAAAGUAAUCGCGGAGGCGUGUAUAUUCAAUGCGCGUCAUCGAUGUAAUUGUAAAUGUAUGACCCACGUGCGUCACACGCGGGACGAUCGAUCCCUCGCGGGAUAUAACACGGGGGAGCAAUCUCGAGACGGUGUUUGUUUGAAAUUAAAUUUUCGCGCCCCGAGCGGGGAUCGAGCGUCCCGUUGUUAGGGUGGGGGGACGGAUUUAAAAAAGGUUUAAAAAAGAAAAGGAAAAAAAAAUUAGGGAUUACAUCCAAGCAACAACCUCUUCCCGUACAUAUCGGUGUUGUAUGUACUCGUUCUAACUCGUUCUUAAGUGUCGAAAAAGACAAUCUCGCGGUCGCAUGCGGUCUAUGGCGGAUCCGGGCCGCUGCACACUUGUGUGAAAGAUUAAAAAAGAAAAAAAGAAAAAAAAAAAGAUCAAGAAAUUCGUGACGCGACUGAUCACUGUGAUCGAUUAUAUAAAGAGAAUUAAAAAAAGAAAAAGAAAGAAAGAAAGAAAAAAAAAGAAUUCUAAUUUGCUUUCGAUUAGAAAUAUACACACGGCUGAAUUUAAUAGAUAGAUAUCCGGUUCAGAUAUAGUUAGAUAUCGCUGUGCAUUUCUAUUUACAGAAUAUUCUCCUCCUCUCCGAGUAUAACUUUAUAUACUACCGAUCUAUCUAAGAAUAUUUAACUCUAAUAAAUAAAUAGGCGACGUUUCUAGAUUCUUAAAAAACUUAAAACUUGUUAUUGUCAUAUAACAAUUUUAGCGAGUAUUGAUAAAAAAAAAAGAAUACGAGGUGUGUGCCACGAGGUACGAAUAAUCGUGAAUUUUCAAAUUCCUUUUCUAAUAACUUUAAAUCUUAGAGAAAAAACUGUUGUAGAUAGAAGACAGUGUGUUUCGAAUCGAAUGAUCAAUUCAACGCAAUUUCCGCUUCCGUUUCACUUCCUCGACGAACUUCGAACGAUAAUACUCGCACGUAAAUCCCCUUUGGCACUAGUUUCGUACAAACUUGUAUAAGUAAUAUGCUCAAUUACGGCCUAAAUCGUGGAAAGAAAAAGAAAAAGCAAAAAAAAAAAAAAAAAAAAAAGGCAAGCGAGCGUGAAAAAUAUUUUCGACGAGUGUGUUUGAUCGAUAACAUCGCCAUCUUCGUUACCCGCGAGUCUAAUGCUCGGUCUAAUGAAAAUCGGUCGAUCGCUUGUGUAAUCAAACGCUUUUAAAUGUCGAGCGAAUAAAAAAAAAUAUCUGAAAGCCGGCGUUUAACGGGUCGAAAACACUUGAUUGCCAAAGGAUGACAAUAAUCAUCCAAGACCUGGCGACGAUGCCGAGUCGUUGAGAUCUUACAUUCAUCUUGAGACGUACUCUCCUGCGCGUCUAAAAUAACGCAACUUCAAACGAUCGAAAGUUAAUAUUCCAUUCUUGCAUGGCUCUACGAUCCAUCGAUAAUAUACACGCCAUUUUUCGAAAAAUUAAAAAUUCCUAUUAUAUCGAACAGAUCUCCCAGAAAUGGAUAAUCGACAAAUUUGAAAAUCUUAUAGAUAAUAACUUUCGGAUAAAAACUAAACUUUUAAACUGUUAUCGUAAGCUAUGCGAGGAUUUCACACUUCUAUCACGCUCUCACGAAUAUUACCUCUUCGACUUUUCCUAAGAAGCAACGCUUUUCUAAGAUAUUUCUGAUAUAGUGAUCUAAUAAUUAAGAGGGGGGAAUUGGUCACGAGAUGACUUCGUGAAAAAACUAUAAAGAGAGAGAGAGAGUGUGCGUGUCUGUGUAUGAUGUAUGUGAGAGAGAUAGGGAGAGAAAGAAAAGGAAAGAGUGUUUCACUUCUACUUUCGCUUUUAUCUUCUCACGUGCUCAUCUUUCUACUACGAAGAUUCAUUAUUACUUGGAAAGUGUUCCAUUACGAUUGGAGGAUUACGAAGUUCGUAAUAGACACGCUGGGUGAGGCAUCUUAAAGAGGUAGUAGUUUAAGCGUAAAAUUAGAUGGUGUAUCUCGUUCUAUACAGAAAAAUUUCAUGUGAUGUCCUUACGUGUUAAGUGUUGAUUGUCGCGCACAAUGUGGAUUAGAAUCACGGUGUGCGGUAGAAACUUACGGGUUAAUCGAGAUAAAGAUAAAUCUUAGACUAAACACGAGAUCGAACCAUGUUCGAUAGUUUUAUUCUGUUGUGUGGCGAUAGUGUACGUGUGUAAGUCAAGUCGUAAAAUCGUAAUAGAAGCCCGUACGGAAGCGUCUUCACGUCGUGCGUUUAUAGGUUAUAUAUUUUUAUCCACGAACAAUCAUCCACAUUUGGAAACAAACGAUUUCUUCACUCUGCUUCUUUUUCUUUUCCUUUUUCCUCCUUAUUCCCCAUUUAUUUGUUUCGAUUUUCGAUGUGAAAACGCUUCUUUUUAGCGCUCUCAAAAGAUUAAUCUCGAAUCCUCAAACUUUAAAAUCGAUCCUCCCGCACGAAUACACACCCAGGCGACGAAAUCGCGAUCGCGAAAGGACGCGUUCGAAAAUGGGGAAACAUCGAGAUAUCUCUCUUCCUUGCAUUACACGCGCCAAUCUUUUUCUACCGUUUCGUAGAAAAUGGAUUUUUUCCGUUCCAACGACAUCCGAAUGACGAUAAAAGGAAAAAAAAAAAAAAAAAAUCAUCGUGCGUUCACGAUGAUGAUCAAACGUGUCGUGGAAAUUCUAUCGAUUCGAACAAUCUCGUCCUAAAUCGAAAAUGUUUGCCCCUUAUCGAUAUUCACGUGAUGUGGGAAUACGUUCUAGGACAGUGUGUUUCAACCUUUCACCUCAGCCCUAGAUCGUUCCUUGAUAGCGGAGGGAAGAAGUGAUAGAGGUUUGGUUCGCGAGUACAAAGUCCGUGAAAAAGUGUGCACGAGUAUGUGGUCGAGUCGAUAAUUCUAUCGAAUAUGUUGAAAUAGAUGAAAGUAUAUGAUAUAUUAUAAUUUUAUUAUGGGAACGAGAAACGAUAACGAUAUGGAAUUUUUCCGAUUCCUUCUGUUAAUCCAAGUUUUAAGCGUACGUAAUUUUAUCGAAUGUUGCGGAUGAGAAUAUAAUUGCAGAGUUUAUCGAGAAAAAUAGUGAUACAGAGAAAUUUAUAAAUGUUGUCGAAGUGAGCAAAUUAUAUGGUCAGAGUUUAACGCAAGAUACAGUAUAUUACACAUUAAAUCACCAAUACACAAUGAUUCCUCGUUGGAUUUACCCUGUUUAGAAACGAAAGAAAGAGAACACGAAUAAUAUGCGAAUAAAUCUAUUAUGAUUUCGUUGCGAAAGAAAUAAAUUGGUAAGAAAAAUAUUUUAAACGAAAAUCUACGAGCGAAAAAUAAUCAACGAUAUUGUAUGCGGUUGGAAAUCACUGUUCUAGGAAUAAGAAUGUAACGAAAUGAAAAGAAAAUAAAGAAAAAAAUUCAAAUAAUUUUUAAUUAGGCUCGACAGUAAACGAAUACGAUUCGAAAAAAAUGUACUUUGUGGAAAUUGUGUAAAAUGUCGUGUAAAACGUGUUUCAAUGAGAGUUGUUACGUCGCUGAUAAUUUAUUAUUGUGCGUAACACGAUGACUGAUUUUUUGUAGUAUGUAUGGGCGCAAUUAAAAAUGCGUCAUGCGAGUCUUUCGAAUUUUUCGCCCAUAUUCCUCCUCUCGAGGAAACUUUGUGGAUUUGUGUACCCCCAUCCGUAACCCCAGCUGGCCUAUUCCCUUAAUAAGAAAGAUGUAUAAACGGAUAUUGUACAAAUACAAAUAUGACAAAAACGAA
Apis mellifera (honey bee) is the source of this 12033-nucleotide messenger RNA. RefSeq names its product regulating synaptic membrane exocytosis protein 1 (gene Fife). The transcript has 23 exons. NCBI's taxonomy places the organism in Eukaryota, Metazoa, Arthropoda, Insecta, Hymenoptera, Apidae. The record is from RefSeq and is a predicted model, not a curated record. Gene Ontology annotation, molecular function: transmembrane transporter binding; small GTPase binding. Gene Ontology annotation, biological process: regulation of synaptic plasticity; positive regulation of synaptic transmission; calcium ion-regulated exocytosis of neurotransmitter. Bases 924 to 4316 code for a protein of 1130 amino acids. Gene Ontology annotation, cellular component: cytoskeleton of presynaptic active zone; presynaptic membrane.